Molecule: messenger RNA, 385 nt
Organism: Quercus robur (English oak)
Lineage: Eukaryota; Viridiplantae; Streptophyta; Magnoliopsida; Fagales; Fagaceae
Product: stress-induced protein KIN2-like
Exons: 3
Coding region: 1-201 (66 amino acids)
Source: RefSeq, a predicted model, not a curated record
AUGGACAAAUCCCAGAAUGCAAGUUACCAAGCUGGUGAGGCCGAGGGCCAAGCUCAGGAAAAGGCGGGCAACAUGGCGGACAAGGCGAGCAAUGCUGCUCAAUCUACCAAGGAAUCAUGCCAAGAGGCUGGCCAGCAGAUGAAGGAUAAGGCACAAGGGGCUUGUGAUGCCGUUAAGGAUAAAGUUGGAGCAAACAAAUGAAAAUCAUUUGGACCUCAUUGAUCGAGCAAGCCCUCCCAAAUAAAUUUUGUGCUUAUUAAAUUUUAAUUUAUGUUUGGUCCUUAACCUUUAGGUUGAAUGUCAAUUUGAUUCUUAACAUUUCAAAUGUGUUAAUUUAGUCCAUUUGAAUGGAAGAUAUAAAUAAUGUGUCAAUUUAGUCCUUAAC